UCAGAGACAUUGGUGGCGAGGAAGAUGGCGGACUGAGCUUUACCGAAAAAGAUUCAGAUUUACCACCUAAAAGCGAUUUAGAUUCUCAAACAUUUAUUUUAUAUUAAGCCCACAAAACAAGGGUUGGAGCGAUGGCGUGUUAUUUAAAGUGAAGAUUGAAGACGUGAUAGAAGAUGGACGACUACUGCUAUGCUAAGAUGGCGACGUCCGCUAAAAGAGAACAUGAAAGAGAAUCAGCGCCACCAACUUCCAGCAAAUCACCAACGGAGAUAAAGACGAAAGAUGAAGACGUCCAGCAGCUGAUUGGUCAUCCUGAAGGACUUCCGCCGCAGCUGCAGGGAGGAAGUUCCACUUUGAAGCAGGAGACUCCACAGCUACUUCACAUUAAAAAGGAAGAGGAGGAACUCUGCAUCACUCAGGAAGGAGAGUGUCUUCAGUGGUCAGAGGAAGGUGAUACCACCAAGUUACCACUGACUGUUGUCUUUGUGAAGACUGAGGAUGAUGAAGAGAAACCACAAGUGGACAACCUCUUAGCUUCACUAUCAGAUAGUGAGGCUGAAGACGAGGUUGAAGUAACUUUGAGUAGCGAUACAGACUGUGAAGGUGAUAUGAGGACUCACACUGACAACAAACACGCCGACUGCUUUAAAAAGAAGAAAUGUAAAACAACUUUGAGCUGUUUAGUUUCUGGUACAAAAUGUUCUAAAAAGAGCAGUUUGACUGAAGACAUGAGAACACACACAGGAGAAAAAACUUUUGAUUGUUCAGAUUGUGGUAAAAGCUUUUGUCACAAGAGCAGUCUGACAGAACAUCUGAGAACACACACGGGAGAAAGACCAUUUUAUUGUUCAGUCUGCGGUAAAAGCUUUUCACACAAGAGCAGUUUGACUCAACACAUGAGAACACACACAGGUGAAAAACCAUAUAAGUGUACGGUUUGCGGUAAGGGCUUUUCUAAAAACAGCACUUUGACUCAACACAUGAGAACGCACACAGGAGAAAGACCGUUUUAUUGUUCACUUUGUGGUAAAAGCUUUUCUCACAAGAGUGGUUUGACUCAACACAUCAGAUCACACGCAGGAGAAAAACAACGCAUUUGUCCAGUUUGCGGCAAAAGCGUUUCUCUAAAUAGUAGUUUGGCUAAACACAUGAGAACGCACACAGGUGAAAGACCAUUUAAUUGCUCAGUAUGUGGUAAAAGCUUUACCCAACGGUGCCAUUUGACUCAACAUAUGAGUACCCACACAGGAGAAAAACAAUUCAAUUGUUUAGUUUGUGGUAAAAACUUUUCACAAAAUAGCAGUUUGACUCAACAUAUGAGAACACACACAGGAGAAAGACCUUUUGAUUGUUCAGUUUGUGGCAACAACUUUUCUCACAAGAGCAGUUUGACUCAACAUAUGAGAACACACACAGGAGAAAAACUAUUUAUCUGUUCAGUUUGCAGUAAAAGCUUUUCUCAAAAGCGAGUAUUGCAUGUACACAUGAGAACACACACAGGAGAAAGACCAUUUAAUUGUUCAGUUUGCUGUAAAAGCUUUUCUCACAGUGGAAAUUUGACUCAACACAUGAGAACACACACUGGAGAAAAACCCUUCACUUGCUCAUUUUGUAGAAAAAGCUUUUCCAACAAACUCAACUUGACUCGACACAAAAUGAAACACGUGGGUUAAAAAUAACACACAUCUGUUUGCAGUAUACGUUAUUCUCAAGGUAGCAUGACAUGUUGUAAAUGUACUCCUCCAAUUCAUAGCGAACGCUUUUUAUCGACACAUUUUGACUGAACACAUUUGUCAUACACCCUGGAGAAAACCCUUUCAGUCGUUCAUUUCGCCGUCAAAGACAUUCUUGAUGAAAUGUCCAAUGAGAACAUACACAGGAAAAACAUGUGUAAAUACUUAGUUUGUCGCACAGAAGACAGAUAAGACACAUAAAAACAUACUCAGAGAAAAACCAUUUUUUUGCUUAGUUUGUGGUAAAACAUUUGAACAGAGACUAGGUUCUAGAUCCUCUUUUGUUCCAAAGUAGUCAUGGUCUCUCUGCCAUGAUUAGUGGCAGCAAACACACAACUCUCUCGAUGCUGUUGUUGAUGAAAGUAGCGUGAGAUUGCAUCAAUCCGCCCAGAUACUAAAUUGCUGAUAGAGGACUUAAAAUAACCGAAAUAGCGUAUUUAUAACAUGUUGUAAUUUUGUCUGUCACUAAUUGUGUAUAAAAUGUUGUUUGUGUUUUGUAGAUAUUUUGAAAUGCUUAUUGGUGGCAUAGUUGACUCCCCAUUACCCUCAUGCUCGGUUUUCAAGCAACGAGUAUCGCCACCCUCGCCCGUCCCCUCUCGCUAUUUGUGUGGAAGAGAGUCCAGCCUCUCUCGAGAGGACCGGUUCCAGACCCCUUGCUGUGCGUUGAAUUAGGUUUGACUAGAUUCAGCCGGAACUUCUCCACCUGGCACUCAAGCUCCUUACCCCCCAGCGAGUUGACAUUCCACGUCCCAAGAGCUAGCUUCUGUGGUCCAGGAUCAGACCUCCGAGGACCCUGCCUUUUGAGUAGUGAGUUCAUUGGAGGCGGGGACCCUCGUUUCCUCUUCAUGGGGCCAGGCGCUUGCCAUUGAGCCUUACCUCUAAGCCUUGCUCCACAAGGGGGCCCGGGUGACCCGCUUUUGGGCGGGAAAAUCUGUCUUUCUCGUAAAUGACUUUGAGUUGCUCUUUUUCUGGUCCCUCACCUAAGACAUGUGACAUGCACACUCCCCUACAACCAUCAGGUGGCAGAACAGAGAGCUUUUUCAUUCAAAAAUGUGUUCUGUAAAAACUAAUGUAAUGUGUUCCAAUAGGAAAAAUGCACAUUAAAAGUUAUAA
Molecule: messenger RNA, 2846 nt
Organism: Entelurus aequoreus (snake pipefish)
Lineage: Eukaryota; Metazoa; Chordata; Actinopteri; Syngnathiformes; Syngnathidae
Product: zinc finger protein OZF-like
Exons: 2
Coding region: 174-1673 (499 amino acids)
Biological process (GO): negative regulation of transcription by RNA polymerase II; regulation of cytokine production; regulation of immune system process
Cellular component (GO): nucleus
Source: RefSeq, a predicted model, not a curated record